Molecule: messenger RNA, 1121 nt
Organism: Xenopus tropicalis (tropical clawed frog)
Lineage: Eukaryota; Metazoa; Chordata; Amphibia; Anura; Pipidae
Gene: mrpl39
Product: mitochondrial ribosomal protein L39
Cellular component (GO): mitochondrion
Molecular function (GO): nucleotide binding
Source: RefSeq, marked provisional
GACAGACGAGUCCAUGUGUAGUGCUCUGGCUCUGAAUGUCACUUUGGCUGGAGGAAAAUUGCUGCUGAGGAGCGGGAUGAGCCUGAAUGUGGCGGGGAGAUGCGCUGCCCGAGUGGCGUGUGGCAGAUUUUACUCCACAGCCCCGGCUGCCAGACUCUCCACUGCGGAUAUCUCGAAGAUGCGCACGGAGCUGUUUAACAAAGAGAAGGAGCGCCAGCUGUCCCUGCACCCUCGCAUCGAGAAAAUAGAAGUGAAGCAUGUUGGGAAACGGGAUCAUGGAGCCGUGGGCCUCAUGAACAAAGGGCAGUCGACGCCAUACCACUGCGCCUUGCAUCUGAGCGAGUGGUACUGCUCCAGGUCAGUCUUGGCUCUUGUGGACGGGGAAGUCUGGGAUAUGUACAAGCCUUUGACUAAAUCCUGCAACAUCCAGUUUCUUACUUUCAAAGAUGAAGACCCAGAAGAAGUAAAUAAGGCAUACUGGCGUUCCUGUGCCAUGAUACUUGGUUGCGUUUUGGAAAAUGCUUUCAAAGAGGAGUAUAUGGUGAAUCUGAUAAGAGCCCCAGAGAUACCAGUGAUCUCAGGAGCGUUCUGCUAUGAUGUAGUACUGGACAGCAGGCUGGAUGACUGGCGCCCAACAGAGGAGAAUCUCCGAUCCCUCACUAGGGAAGCGCACAGCCUUAUUCACAAGGACCUGCCGUUCGAGUCUUUGGAAGUAGAAGAGAAAGUUGCCAAGGAAAUAUUUCAGCACAGUCCUUACAAACUGAUCAUGGCUGAAGAAAAAGCAUCUCAGAACCCCCAGGGACUGGUGACUGUGCACAGAUUUGGUGAUUUUGUGGACCUCACUGAAGGACCUCACAUUCCAAGGACAAGUUUUUGUCAGCAGUAUGAGGUGACAGCAGGCCAUUCCCUGGCAAACAUCCCAUCUGAACAUGUGCGCAGGUUCCAAGGGCUGUCUUUGCCAUGGCAUUUGAAGGCUCAUCACACUGUCUGGAACAGGUUGCGGACGAGAUCACAGAGACUGGUCACAGAAGAACACAAUCAGGAGCCAGAACAGCCACCGAGUCCUGUGUAACUUUUCUUAUGGUUUUGUAUAAAUGUUAAUAAAAAAAAAAAAUGAGCAA